AAAGCAAUAGAGGAGAGCUAUAGGUUGCCAGGUCCUAUGGACUGCCCCGAGGCUCUGUACCACCUAAUGAUGGACUGCUGGCAGCGCGAGCGCAGCAACCGCCCCAAGUUUGAUGAGAUCGUGUGUCUCCUCGACAAACUCAUUCGCAAUCCCAGCUCGUUAAAGAAGCUGGUCAACUCCUCGCACAGGGUUUCCAACUUGUUGGUGGAACACGCCAACGUACAAGGCGACUGCAACACCCUGAGCCAGACUGUCGGCGAGUGGCUCGACUCCAUCAAGAUGGGCCGCUACACGGAGCUCUUCAUGGAAGGAGGCUACUCUUCACUGGAGACGGUGGCUCAGAUGACUUCAGAGGAUUUGCGGAAAGUUGGCGUGAAUCUGGCUGGACAUCAGAAAAAAAUCAUCACUAGCAUCCAGGAGAUGAGAGUCCAAAUGAACAACACCAACUCUGCUGUAAACAUGUGAUGCAUAUGUACAGGCAAAAACACUCACACACACACACACACACACAUUCACACACACACAGUAUAUGGGCCUAGUAUGUGAAGAAAAGACUCGCUGUUGGACCUAGAGCAGCUUAGCACUUUUUAACGUGGACGUGGAAACCCAGUGUUAAUGGAUCUAAACGGAAGAAUCCGUGGAGUUUGCUUGUGGUGUCACUGGGGGAUGUUUGUGACAUUGCUGAGCUAAAACCAAACUGAACUGAACUGAGCGGUGCUGACACGAAGGGGAACUUUGAGAUUAAAAGUAAUGAACUGCAUUACACCUUGCGACGUGAAGACUUUUAAAUCUACUUACUCUAAAUUUUUUUUUGUGAAUCUUGGGAUUUCUAAUAUCUCAUGCACUCUUUGGAUUAUCUCAGAUCCGGCAUGAAGCGCGGAGUGAAGAGUGUAGGCUCUGAGAGGGAGACUGCAUCACACUGCAUCACACACAUGAAGGUGUUGUGCAGGAGGCUCAAAGUCACAUGUUUUCAGCCUGUCUCAGGUGAUCAGAGCCCAACACAUCUGAAGAGCACUGGCUUAUUCCCUGGCAUUGUUCGAUGUAACACUGGUCCCAGGCAGUGUUCACAUGUAACAAUUGAUCAAAAGCAAAAUACUUCAUUGUUUCAAUUUGCUUUGCUCUGUUGAUGUGCUUUGGUCUUUUGUUUUCCUGUCACACUCAGGUCCCAAUGCCACAAGACUGUUGCUGUAAUCCAGCUUUUUAAGGUCUGCACGUGUUAUAUUCACCAACGCUCACAUCGUUAUCGUCCAUAAAGCAAUGCAAGACAAGAACACAUGAUACAACUUCCAGUGUUUAAAGGAGCUGAAAUUCAAAUCAAGGCUCCAGGCUCUGGCAUUCUUUAUUUCUUAUGUUCUGGCUGAAUGUAAAACACUAGACAUAACACAGUGUUCUGUCGCAGCAUCAAGAAUGUGGCAAUAGAACCAUUCUGGUCCUUAAAAUUAGACUCGGAAAGAUGCCGCUGCUUGUACAAGAGUUUGUGACAUUGAUAUGUUCUCUCUGAUAAGUUCUUGCAAAUCCCCAUCAUUCACCAAGAUUCUCAAGGACCUUUCACCAGGUUCUUCCUGCAACAUUAGACAUCCAAACGUUCACAAAGGUACAUUUAAUAAGAUCCAGUGACUUUCUUUUUUCAUUCCAAUGGAAGCUUUGCUUAUGGAAAAUUGUGAAAAAGUUAGAUCUGUCCUGAUGGAACAUUUGCUGAUGUAAAGAUGGGACUGCGUCUCAGAUUAUCACGGAAAGGAUCAACUAGGUUAUUCUGGAACUGCUCCGAAAGGAUCAGCCAGAUUCUUUUGGGACUGUUCAGGAAGGAUCGACCAGAUUUGUUUGGGACUGCUUGGAAAGGAUCGACCAGAUUUGUUUGGGACUGCUUGGAAAAGAUCGACCAGAUUUGUUUGGGACUGUUCAGAAAGGAUCAGCCAUAUUUUUUUGGAACUGCUCCGAAAGGAUUGACCAAAUUCUUUUGGGACUGUUCAGGAAGGAUCUGCCAAAAUCUCUUAGAACUGCUCGGAAAGGAUCAACUAGAUUCUUUGGAAUUGUUCAGAAAGGAUUGACCAGAUUCUCCUGGAACUGCUCUGAAAGGAUCAGCCAAAUUCUUUUGGGACUGUUCAGAAAGGAUUGACCAGAUUCUCCUGGAACUGCUCCGAAAGCGUCAUCCAGAUUCUUUUGGAACUGCACCAAAAGGAUCUGCUACGUUCUACAGGGACCGUUCCAAUGAAUGAACCUUCACUGAGAUUCUGAAGGAAAACUUGACCGGGAUUCCAACAACCUUCAGGUACCACAGAAAACGCUCAGCUGUCCGUUCAGUUCCCCCGCGUUGGUGUCGCAGAGACUGCCUGCCUCGACACAUCCGCCGCACCACAAUAAGCACUCUAACCUGAAAAAGGGACUGCUGAAAAAAAAGGGAGGGCAAUAUUGAUCAACUUGAUAAUCAUUUAUUUAUUUAUACUUGUUUAAAGAAAUGAGCAAAAACUACGUAGACGGUUUGUGUUCCAUCGUAAUAUUCUCGUGGACUUCCGAGCAAAUCUGCCUACACGUCUUUCAUGUAUAUAAUGUACUAUAUAUUUAAAGCAGGGAGCGUCGUUCCGAGGAUCAAGCAUUUCAGAGAAGCAGACGUUGGAAAAUAUUCAGAAUCGUAGCAUACCCGAUUGGGUAUGCAGACACAUCAGUUAUUUAUAUUAUCUUGUCGAUGAUUGUGUACCAUUUCAAGAUUUGGUGCGAGACCUAUAAAUAUUACCACCGAGGCUUUGUUUGUAAAGGUGGAGAAGUACGCGCAGGGAUUGAUAUACUGUAUGUAUGAUGUGGUCAUAAUUUAAACAAUGAUGUCAAUGAUCAAGCCCUUGCUUUACUUCUCCGUGGUAGCAUCCAAGUAGCUACGCUUGGAUGCUUUUUUUUUUGCUAAAACUUGGCCCGUUUCACUUUCGUCUUCACCUAUAUCAGGAAAUCAAAUCUGGCAGUAGAUAUACAUAUAUACAUAUACAUAUAUAUAUAUAUAUAUAUCUAUAUGUAUGUAUGUAUAUCUCCUCUGCAGACAACGUGCUGAUAUUUUUCAUGGUUGUGUACGCGGUGUAUUUACUGCGAGUGCUUGUGGCACAGCGGUGCAAAUGAAAUGAGAUUGUAAAGUUAGUUUUUAUAAGAGCUGGUUUCACCUGGCUGUCAGAGAAGCACAGAGGGCAACACAAGAAGAAUGUAAGUGUUUUAAGGGGUAUUUUGCUUUUUUUCAUGUUAUUCUUUUCUUCUAAACACCCUGAACUUCCACUGAGUGAAAAUACGUCUUGACUGGAGACAUAAAAAGAAAAUGAUUGGGGUCCACUAAGGCCCCCUUUACACCUGGCAUUAGAAAGCGUCUGUGGUGUCCAUAUCAAGUUCCGAUCGCUAUCCGAUCACGGUCUUCCCCCUUUAUGUGGCCUCUCCCUAUUGUUGUUGUUGCCGCCACUAUAUCGACAACAACAACAGUGUUAACUGCGCGUUAAGCCGCGGUAUUGUUUUGGCGAGCGGAUAAACCGUCAAGCGGAAAAGUGAUGAAAAAGAAGCAAAGGCUAUAUUUUGGUGGAGCGGAGACGCAUCAGAGACUCGUUGCAUUCACACUUGGGUUCAACGUGGUCAUAAUGCAUCUCCGACCUCCUACUGAAGUGGUUUGACAGUUUGUAUAACAAUCGUAAUCAAACCGAUCACAGAUGAUCAGGUGUAAAAGGGGCCAAACGUUCUACCACCGGAGCGAAAGUUUGAUUGACGGCAAACGUCUGCAUCGCCUCAAUAAUCUACAUUUUAUUACUUUGGAGAUUUGGCUCAAGCUUGUGUAUUAAUACGCUGUAUUUUUAGUUCUUUUUCCUUUUUUUAGAACACAACAAACUUAUUUUAAUCAACUAGUUCUCUUUUUUUUUGUCUCCUCAGAGACGCAAACAAUUUAUUGGCUGUAAAACAUUAUACAUAGAUUACUGAGGCUAUGCAGAUGUUUAAUUUUUUUGGUGGGGGGGGGGGUGCAUCCAUAAUGUGAUGCUCCCCCUUUUUGUAGUUGGACUGAAUGUUUUAAAUUUACCACACAGCAUGUUUUUAGCAACUCUUCUUUUCAUUUUUCAUUUUAAAGCCGAAACCUAUGACGUGGUAUCAGUGCCUCUCGUCUUUUAAGAGCGCCGUUUCUGUCCCUCCCCCCUGCCAAAAUCCUACAGUAUGCCCCAGUUUUUUUCCCCGGAAUGUCUGCAGUACUUUUUUUUGCCAACAAUAUCCACAGGCAAUAAAAAAAGAAUGUUGGAACUAAUUUAAUUUGCACUUUAUGAGAAAUCCGUUGCCCUUUCGUUCGACUUUUUAGCAUCAUGGUUUAUAAUUGCUAUAAAUGCUGUGUGCUGAUUGUUUUAAUGCUUCCCAAUAAAGUGAUCUUUGACGGUAAAAGCACAAGGAAUUGGUUUUAGUUUUAAAAAUAAACAGAGCUAUACGUAGGUUUCUUCAUGUAGAGCAGGAGUACGCAUAAGCAGAGGAUUUUACAGAAUGCAGAAUGUGGUUUGGACAGAUCAGAGGCUCCGGUGAGACGGUUUGUCUCGGCAGGUGUUUAAGCAUCAACGCUGGUUAAUACAAGGUUAGAAAACAGGCGUAAGGGUUCGGUUGUUCCCACAAACAACAGCAAAUAAACAGUCUCGUCGAGAGAAGCGUCUUUAUUGAGACGAGAGAUUCAUUCUCAGCACUUCAGAAUCUUUGAAUCCAGCGAAGACUUCGACGAUUUAUCGACGCGUAACUUCUCAAGCGACGACUGUCAGCUGGGACUUCAGCACGUGUCAGGAAUCAGUUUUAUAUCGGACGUAAAACAUGGAAGAACGUUUGGUUUAACAUCUACAACUUUCUGAAGAUUCUAGGAUUUUUCUUUGUUUUGUUUUGUUUUAAAUAUUGGGGUUCAUUGAAAUUAGCUCCAGAAUGAAAGCACUGUUGGUUUGACUGCAGUUCUUGCAAACAUUUAUAAAAGCAAUAUUUGCCAAUUUGUGAUAUUAUUAGGUGGAAAAUGUGUAUUUGUACUGGCAAUAUCGUGACAUCACAGACUCCACUUCUUCUUUUUGAAUUGAAGUUUUUAAAUGUCAGCUGACGUCUCAGGAAGUGGAAAAUAAGUUGGGUUCAUUCGUUGGGACUGAAAAUGUUGACAUUUCCCCCCCGCGCGGGUCAAAGACGAUUCUGUUGUCCAUAACUCACACGUUAGACUUUACAACGAUUAAAUAACUGUUUUUGUGAUUCAUUGAAAGCACAGUUAAAAAAAUACUUUACCUAUCGAUGUGCUAUUGGUUUGUUUUAUGAGUCUGUCAUGUGUUCUGUACGUGUUGAUGUUUUUGUAGUGUGUUAUCAAAUUUCUAUAUUUUUGCAAUAAAACCUUGUCCAAAAAAAA
Messenger RNA from Solea senegalensis (Senegalese sole), 5359 nucleotides. RefSeq names its product ephrin type-A receptor 5-like. Gene Ontology annotation, molecular function: transmembrane-ephrin receptor activity; protein binding. The transcript has 3 exons. Gene Ontology annotation, biological process: axon guidance; protein phosphorylation. Lineage: Eukaryota; Metazoa; Chordata; Actinopteri; Pleuronectiformes; Soleidae. Bases 37 to 465 code for a protein of 142 amino acids. Gene Ontology annotation, cellular component: neuron projection. The record is from RefSeq and is a predicted model, not a curated record.